CAUCAAGCUGCGACGAGCAGGCAGCGUCUCGUUUCUGUUAGCUUCGUUAUUUUGAAACACAAUCUUUUUCUUGUUUUGACAUCACCAAACUGCGGUUUAUUAGUGGAAUCCACAUAGCCUGUCCACUAUGAGUGGUGGAUUAGCUCCAAGCAAAAGCACAGUUUAUGUAUCAAAUCUACCAUUCUCUCUGACAAACAGCGACCUGCACAAGUUAUUCACCAAGUAUGGAAAAGUCGUGAAGGUUACAAUAGUGAAGGAUAAAUUCACCCGACAGAGUAAAGGAGUGGCGUUUGUCCUCUUCUUGGACAGAGAAGCAGCUCACAAUUGUGCAAGAGCAGUGAACAACAAACAGUUGUUUGGCAGAACAGUUAAAGCCAGUAUAGCUAUAGACAACGGGCGAGCAACAGAGUUUAUAAGGAGACGGAACUACACAGACAAGACCAGAUGUUAUGAAUGUGGGGAAACGGGACAUCUGAGCUAUGCAUGUCCUAAAAACCUUCUUGGAGAGAGGGAGCCACCAAAAAAGAAAGAAAAGAAGAAGAAGAAAAGGCUGCAACAACCUCAGCAUAUUGAGGAAGAUGAAGAAAGUGAAGAGGAAGGAGAAGACCCUGCCCUGGAUAGCUUGAGCCAAGCCAUAGCUUUUCAGCAAGCCCACAUGGAGGAAGAGGAGAAGAAAAAGAAAAGGCAAGCGGAAGAGGACAAUGCCCAUGCCUCGACAUCCUCAGACUCUAAGAAACCAAGGAUUAAAAAGAGUGCAUACUUCAGUGAUGAGGAGGAACUGAGCGACUAAUGCACAGACUUUUACACCGCAUACAUAUAUAUUUAUCAAAUUGUUUUCUGGUGAAGUCAUGUUUUAUAUUCUUCAGAUAUUUUCUUAAUAAAAUUAGCUUUCUGAUGUGUG
Molecule: messenger RNA, 901 nt
Organism: Poeciliopsis prolifica (blackstripe livebearer)
Lineage: Eukaryota; Metazoa; Chordata; Actinopteri; Cyprinodontiformes; Poeciliidae
Gene: zcrb1
Product: zinc finger CCHC-type and RNA binding motif 1
Exons: 8
Coding region: 128-790 (220 amino acids)
Biological process (GO): mRNA splicing, via spliceosome
Cellular component (GO): U12-type spliceosomal complex
Molecular function (GO): RNA binding; zinc ion binding
Source: RefSeq, a predicted model, not a curated record